This is a messenger RNA of Polyodon spathula (Mississippi paddlefish), 1220 nucleotides long. Its product is annotated as mitochondrial import receptor subunit TOM20 homolog. The transcript has 5 exons. Gene Ontology annotation, biological process: protein targeting; protein import into mitochondrial matrix; tRNA import into mitochondrion. Bases 124 to 564 code for a protein of 146 amino acids. Gene Ontology annotation, molecular function: transmembrane protein transporter activity. Gene Ontology annotation, cellular component: mitochondrial outer membrane; mitochondrial outer membrane translocase complex. Lineage: Eukaryota; Metazoa; Chordata; Actinopteri; Acipenseriformes; Polyodontidae. The record is from RefSeq and is a predicted model, not a curated record.
GAUGUAGGGCUGGGGUCCUUUUCAGCAGUGGAAGAUGCGCAGCGAGUCGGGGUUAUGUGCUUUCUCUGAUUUAUCCUGCGCUUCCAGUGUUCCUGUCGCUGAGACACCGUGCUGCUAAGAGACAUGAUGGGGGGAAAGACAAGUGCGAUCGCCGCCGGGGUCUGUGGGGCCAUCUUCAUCGGCUACUGCAUCUACUUCGACAGGAAAAGACGGAAUGACCCCAACUUCAAGAACCGACUGCGGGAACGUAGGAGAAAGCAGAAACUUGCUAAGGACAAAGCUGGUUUUUCCAGGUUGCCAGAUCUGAAAGAUGCUGAAGCAGUUCAGAAAUUCUUCCUUGAAGAAAUUCAACUGGGAGAGGAAUUAUUAGCACAAGGAGACUAUGAGAAGGGGGUAGAUCACUUGACGAACGCCAUUGCUGUUUGCGGACAGCCUCAACAGUUAUUACAGGUCCUACAGCAGACGCUUCCCCCACCAGUAUUCCAGAUGCUGCUAACCAAACUCCCAACCAUCAGUCAGCGUAUUGUGAGCGCACAGAGCCUAGCUGAAGAUGACAUCGAGUAAGAGAUGACAAGCCGGGGUGCAAACUGCAAAGAAGCGGUCCUUCAAUAUCUCGCCCAACUCCACAGCAGGAGCCUCCAGGAGAAAACUAAAACUCAACGGGCAGCUUUGGCUCCGGGAGAAGUAGAUUGAUUCUUCUGUAACCCUCAUUCAGAUGUAUUUGGUUUCACUUGUAUGUAUUUUUCCCUGACCUGAUGUUUUUAUACUUUCCAUCAGAUUGAGUAAAUAUUUGUCCCUGUCUUAAACCAUGUAAUUUGUUUUUAGGCAAUCUACAGUCAUACUGUAGCCCAGAACGGUCAUAUGUAAUAUUGUACAUAAGACUUGUAAUGUAGAAUUUACCAUGAAUUCAAAACCCCUGUUUUUUUUAGUCUUGUUUGCUUUUGGCAUGAAACACAAAUAUGGAAAUACCCAUGGAAACCCAGUUUUUAUUUGCAUACAAAUGUUAAUGAUAAAGAAUGUUAUUGAAAUACAUAUUGUAUUGCUACUUGACAGUUGUCAUAACAGUUUCUGUAGACAAUUUCAGGCAUGUGGUUCUAGAAAUGGGCUAUUUCAUAGGGGAACUAUUGACAGUUUCACAAAUUCUGGAAGUGUGAAGUGAAUUAUUGCUUCUGUUAUGUAAAGUGGUCACUUUGUGAAUAAACGAUGCACGUUACUGGUGA